Molecule: messenger RNA, 1737 nt
Organism: Mesorhabditis spiculigera
Lineage: Eukaryota; Metazoa; Nematoda; Chromadorea; Rhabditida; Rhabditidae
Source: the annotation of a GenBank genome assembly
AUGGAUUACGAGAAUCCGCAAAGGUCUCAGCUCGAUUUCGAGAGUACGCGGAGAGUGAAGCUGUACGACGUUCGCCAGCCAAACGUCGAUCUUCCCCCACUAAAACGCCCUACUUCCAGCCAAUCGAAACCCGGCCCGUCACGUACCAGUUUACCGCCCGCCCGAGCCCUGCCACAACAGGAAUACGAUAACUUACGUGAUGACUAUGAGUUUGAGGAAACGAUCGCUGAAUCGAUGCCCAGCUACUCGGCCAGCAGUCAAUUUCUCGAUCAAUCUGCAGUAACGGUGGACAGCUAUGAUGCUCCUUUUGCCUACGAGAUUAAUGGAAGUGAGCCAAGAAUCGCCGUCGGCCGAGCCCCGGUUCUUCAGCAACCAGAAGUGCGAAGCCGUCUGCCAAGACACCCGGGACUUUCCGAUAACAUUAACAACUAUCUAUACAGGAUGAAAAACGUGCUGAAGUUGCCGAAAGCUCGUCGCUGGGUGCACUGCGAGUUCUUCUAUUCGGCCAUCGAUGAUCAGCUGUUCAACGCGGAGAAUGAAUUUUCACAAUGCUUGCGGGAAUACUUUCCAAACCUCAAAACACGUUGGCUGCGAAGAAGUGAAUGGCGGGCCAUCCGAAGCUUGAUUGGAAAGCCGAGAAGGUGCAGUCCAGCAUUCUUGGAAGAGGAACGACACCAGCUCGAGUUGAAACGGACAAAGAUCCGCGCGGUUUGUAACGGGUCGAUCAACCUGCGAAACGACUUCGAUUUCCAAGACCUUCCCGCGUUGCUUCCGCGCCAGUUGGCAGUCGGUAUGAAAAUCCAUGCCCGAAUCCGGCACCCAAAAGACGGGAUUUACGCCGGCACCGUCGAUGCCAUCCUCCCCGAGGGGUAUCGAAUCGUUUUCGAGAGGGACGACCUACUGCAGCCGAUGUUUAUCCGCGACACGGAAAUCAUGACAGAUAAGAACGUCGAGCUGCUGCCACUCACCUAUUUCUUGGAGCAGAACCAGGCGGCUCUCCCAGCUCCACUAAAAAUCUCGGGCACCCCAUUAUUACCCGGUGGAAAGAUUCUCAACGACCGAACGGCCAGCCAGAGAAAUGACCUCAUCAUGGCCACCGCCACAAAACAGCUCGGCACCUCGGCAGCACCCGGGAAGACCGACGAGAAAGUCGGCAACUUUCCCGUGCGCCUGCUGGUGAUUCUCGUCAAAUAUGCGAAGCUGAUCGAGUCGAAGAAGGCCUCCAUUCGCCAAAUAAUUGAGCUCAACAAUGAGGCCGAGAAAGUGAAGAUGAUGCAGUGCGAAUACAAUAUCAAUUUUCAAAAUAAGUACGCCGAAGUGGUGAUGGAAAUCGAGCAGCUGAACAAGCACCUCAGCAACUACAUGCGCGGUGUCCAUGACUAUCACAAUCAACUGUUGCCGCAGUUAUCCGAGGUGGCCGUGAUUUCGCGACCGGAGGCCCUGCGCAAGGUCAGCACUUCCCAAGCGGUUCAGAUUGUCAAGCACUGCCGUAACCAGUUGGGAAGCCGCCAGCGCACCACCAAGGCGAACGAGCUGAUCACUGGAUUGACCAGCCUGCUCCUACAAGUCCGGCAACUCGGGCAGCAGAAAUGUUCAGCAAUCGACCUAGAAUCGAUAAAUGACACGAUAGAGGAGUUGAGAGCACAGAUUGCUCCAGUCAAUUUACGCGCUUUCGAGGACCACGUUGAGGUCCACAUCAAGCAGAUCCACACGAUGCUCCUGCAAAGCAACAUUGUC